AUGCUCAACAUCUCUCUCACCUCGGUCAUUUUCUUGAUACAGCUGCUGACUCUGCCAGUUUGCGCUGUCAUCGUUGACUCGUAUCGCGCUCUGCCCAAGACGAACUAUGAUUUUGUGAUUGUUGGAGGUGGUAACGCAGGCGCGGUGCUGGCUCAUAGACUCUCGACUAAUCCUCGGUGGAAGGUCCUCGUUAUCGAAGCUGGUCCAACACACGAAGGGGUAUUCAAUUCUCGCGUCCCUGGCCUCGUCGCGUCACUUCAGAAUACGAUCCAUGAUUGGAACCUUACCUCGACGCCUCAAGCUGGGUUGAAUAAUCGCGUUCUACCCCUUGCCAGAGGCCAUAUACUUGGUGGAUCCAGUUCGAUCAAUGGCCAGUUCUAUACCCGUGGAUCAUCUUCUGACUAUGAUAGAUGGGCCAGGGUCACUGGAGAUUCCGGUUGGUCAUGGAAGAAUAUUCUUCCGUAUUUCAAGAAGAAUGAGAAAUGGGCUGUGUCGGCGGACGGACAUGACACGACCGGGCAAUAUGAUCCAAAGGUCCAUGGGACGGAUGGGAUGGUGUCUGUUAGCGUUGUUGGGGCGCCACAGACUGUUGACGCGAAGGUUAUUCAGGCGAGUAAAGAGUUGGGAGGUGACUACGCAUAUGUCUUGGACAUGAACGAUGGGAACCAGCUAGGAAUAGGUUGGACGCAGUUGACGGUUGGAAAGGGAGAACGAAGCAGUGCUGCAACGACUUACCUGGCGCCGAAGUAUGCCAACAGGAGAAACCUCCAUGUCCUGGUCGAUCAUCGAGUGACGAAGCUCGUGAAUUCGGGAAAGAAGGGCAACAUACCUUCUUUGCGAACUGUACAGUUUUCGUCUCGCAACGAGCCCGCAUCCACACUUGAAGUAACGGCAUCGAAAGAGGUUAUCCUCAGUGCUGGAACCUAUGGGACCCCGCAGAUCCUUCUACUAUCGGGUGUAGGAGACUCCGCUGAGCUUCGAGCGAAAAACAUCGAUGUGGUCGUUAACUUGCCAAGCGUCGGGAAGAACCUGACAGACCAUCCCCUCUUGCCUCUUGUAUGGAGCCUAGGGGUCCCUGGAACCGUCCAGCCAACACCUGAAUUGCAGGUGGAGUGGCAAGCUGAGUGGAAUGCCUCUAGGACAGGACCGCUGACGGGGGUCGGGACCAACCACCUCGGGUGGGUACGAAUUCCGUCCGAUUCGGAGAUCUGGAAAGAGCACGAGGAUCCUUCGUCGGGACGACAUACUCCUCACAUUGAGUUUGGCUUUUCGGGGAUGAGUAUAUACCCAUCGCCACCAGCCAUGAUGGUUCCCGUCAUCAUCCCUGUCCAACCUGCCUCGCGUGGCUCAGUAACGCUGGCGUCGUCAGACCCCUUCUCCGACCCGUUGAUUGACGUGGGGUUCUUGUCCUCGCCGUUCGACUUGUUCACAUUCAAAUAUGGUGUCUCGAGUUUGAAACGCUUCUUCGACGCCCCGGCGUGGAAAGAGUAUAAUCUCACCCUGGUAGGAGUUCCGGAGGGAGAGGCGGAAUUGGAGGAGUUCAUUAGGAAUACGGUAUCAAGUGGAGCACAUCCAGUGGGAACGGCUGCCAUGUCUUCUCGUGGAGCUCAAUGGGGUGUUGUGGACCCGGAUCUGAAGCUCAAGAAAGCCGAAGGAGUUAGGAUUGUCGACUGUAGUGUCAUGACAUACGUCCCUGCAGGUCACACAAUGGCGCCCGUCUAUGCGGUUGCCGAGAGAGUGUCUGAUCUGAUUUGGGACACUUGGUCUAGGACUAACUAA
This is a messenger RNA of Coprinopsis cinerea okayama7#130, 1779 nucleotides long. RefSeq names its product pyranose dehydrogenase. Gene Ontology annotation, molecular function: flavin adenine dinucleotide binding; oxidoreductase activity, acting on CH-OH group of donors. NCBI's taxonomy places the organism in Eukaryota, Fungi, Basidiomycota, Agaricomycetes, Agaricales, Psathyrellaceae. The transcript is spliced from 10 exons. The coding region runs from base 1 to 1779 and encodes 592 amino acids. The record is from RefSeq and is a predicted model, not a curated record.